This is a messenger RNA of Triticum turgidum subsp. durum (durum wheat), 966 nucleotides long. The record is from the annotation of a GenBank genome assembly. NCBI's taxonomy places the organism in Eukaryota, Viridiplantae, Streptophyta, Magnoliopsida, Poales, Poaceae.
AUGGAGUCGCUUGCCUCGCAAGCGAAGCCGGCUGCCGUGCUCUGGCUCGCCGGCUUCCUCCAGGCCGCGCGUCUCCACCGCGUCGUCUCCUUCUGCGUCAGCUCGAGGGCUCUGUCGAUCAGAAUCGCUCAGUGCUUCCUGCUCAACGGGUUUAUCUUCCUGGGGAGCUUGCUAACCUUGAAAUCAGUGGUCAUUCCAACUCUUCUAUGGAUACUGCCCAAGCAAUGCGAUCAAUCAUGGGGACAACAUCUAUGUGAACACACAACAGCUGUUGCCUUGUAUUCGUUCUUACGUUCGGGGCUUGUCGAGAUUUUCUAUGUAUUUUGGUUUUAUCCCCUCUACAUCUUCAGCUUUAUAAUAAGUACACUUUGGUAUGGUGACAUUGCUAAGCAUGCUUUGGCUGUUGUGAAAAGUAAGAAGCUGGAUGCAAGUCAAGCACCUGACUCUGACCCUCACAGCACAUCUGUAUCAGCAGAUAGGCCUGAAGGAUUUGAUGGGGUUGCGAUUGGUGUUGGAGAGCAGGUCUAUUCGAUACUUCUUUUGACUAUUUUCUUUGCUGAGGUUACAGUGAUUGGUUACAUACCUUACCUUGGUAAGGCAAUGAACUUCAUGUUACUGUCUUUGAUGUAUGCCUACUACUGCUUCGAGUACAAGUGGAACUUCUUUGCAGUGAGCCUGAAUCACCGGCUUGAUUUCUUUGAGUCAAAUUGGGCUUUCUUUGCCGGAUUUGGUAGUCCAUGUGUACUUCCGAUUUUCUUCUUCUCUCCUCUUACAAGUUAUGGUGUGAUGGCAAUACUAUACCCACUGUUUGUCAUGACAGCUGCUGGUACACAAGAAGAGCAAACCAUUGAUGAACUGAAAUCUUUGCAUGGAGGGAAACUGAAUAGAAUACCCUUGUUCUUUGUCGCGAAGCGACUAACGACGCAAGCGCUGCAGUUGCUCCCAGAGGCACAAAAGGAGCAAUGA